Chionomys nivalis (European snow vole) is the source of this 2072-nucleotide messenger RNA. RefSeq names its product ETS variant transcription factor 4 (gene Etv4). The transcript has 13 exons. Gene Ontology annotation, molecular function: DNA-binding transcription factor activity, RNA polymerase II-specific; sequence-specific DNA binding. The record is from RefSeq and is a predicted model, not a curated record. Gene Ontology annotation, biological process: regulation of transcription by RNA polymerase II; cell differentiation. Gene Ontology annotation, cellular component: nucleus. Lineage: Eukaryota; Metazoa; Chordata; Mammalia; Rodentia; Cricetidae. Bases 181 to 1641 code for a protein of 486 amino acids.
CAAGCCGGGGCUCUGGGGACCCGGGGCUCAGGCCGCCUCGCUCCGGCCUAGCCCCUCCACCUUAGUUGUGUCAUCCCCCGGGCAUGCUGAGCAUCCCCCGCGGCCCCUGCACAGACGCGCGAGCCUCAGGUCUCUGCCUCCGCGCGGGGGCCCGGCCGUGUGGCCGGAGGGAGCGGCCGGAUGGAGCGGAGGAUGAAAGGCGGAUACUUGGACCAGCGAGUGCCCUACACCUUCUGCAGCAAAUCUCCCGGAAAUGGGAGCUUGGGCGAAGCGCUGAUGGUCCCGCAGGGGAAGCUCAUGGACCCGGGCUCCCUACCGCCUUCCGACUCCGAAGAUCUCUUCCAGGAUCUCAGUCACUUCCAAGAGACGUGGCUCGCUGAAGCUCAGGUGCCAGACGACGAUGAGCAGUUUGUUCCUGAUUUCCACUCAGAAACCUUAGCCUUCCACAGCCCCACCACCAGGAUCAAGAAGGAGCCCCAGAGUCCCCGCACAGAACCGGCCCUGUCCUGCAGCAGGAAGCCCUCACUCCCCUACCACCAUGGAGAGCAGUGCCUUUACUCCAGUGCCUAUGACUCCCCCAGACAAAUCGCCAUCAAAUCCCCCGCCCCCGGUGCCCCUGGACAGUCGCCCCUGCAGCCCUUUCCCAGGGCAGAACAGCCGCAGAGCCUCCUGAGAUCCUCCAACACUUCGCAGUCCCACCCUGGCCACGGGUACCUUGGAGAGCACAGCUCCGUCUUCCAGCAGCCUCUGGACAUGUGCCACUCCUUCACAUCUCCUCAGGGAGGAGGCCGGGAACCUCUCCCAGCCCCCUACCAGCACCAGCUGUCGGAGCCCUGCCCGCCCUACCCCCAGCAGAGCUUCAAGCAGGAAUAUCACGACCCCCUGUAUGAACAGGCUGGCCAGCCGGCUGCGAGCCAGGGUGGGGUCACUGGGCACAGGUACCCAGGGGCGGGGGUGGUGAUCAAACAGGAGCGCACAGACUUCGCCUAUGAUUCAGAUGUCCCUGGGUGCACAUCAAUGUACCUCCACCCGGAGGGCUUCUCUGGGCCCUCUCCAAGUGAUGGAGUGAUGGGUUAUGGCUAUGAGAAAUCUCUUCGACCAUUCCCAGACGAUGUCUGCAUUGUCCCUGAAAAAUUUGAAGGAGACAUCAAGCAGGAAGGGGUUGGAGCUUUCCGGGAGGGGCCACCCUACCAGCGCCGGGGUGCCUUGCAACUGUGGCAGUUUCUGGUGGCCCUGCUGGAUGACCCAACGAAUGCUCAUUUCAUUGCUUGGACAGGCCGGGGGAUGGAGUUUAAACUAAUUGAACCUGAAGAGGUUGCCAGGCUCUGGGGCAUCCAGAAGAACCGGCCAGCCAUGAACUACGACAAGCUGAGCCGCUCACUGCGAUACUAUUAUGAGAAAGGCAUCAUGCAGAAGGUGGCUGGCGAGCGCUAUGUGUACAAGUUUGUGUGUGAGCCCGAGGCCCUGUUCUCUCUGGCCUUCCCAGAUAAUCAGCGUCCAGCUCUGAAGGCAGAGUUUGACCGGCCAGUCAGUGAGGAGGACACAGUCCCUUUGUCCCACUUGGAUGAGAGCCCUGCCUACCUCCCAGAACUGGCUGGCUCUGCCCAGCACUACAGCCACAAAGGUGGAUAUUCUUACUAGGCACCAGUGGCUUCCCCUUGCCGGGAGUCGGGCUGCCCAGUGUACAUAUCAACAGAUUUGAUGUUGGGGAAGCCCUCAUGCUGAUACUCACAGAAGUCUCUGGGGUCAUAACUCCAGAGUCUGCAGGAAGGACAGUGGAGGCAGGACAAGUCUAAAGGCAGCAACUCCGGAAGUUCACUGUGGUUCGCCUCUGCCUAGAUCUUACUUGGAGGCGGUUCCCCACCCUGACCACAGAGAACCCCCAUUUGUGCUGUUCUGGGGACAAACAAGGGGCUUCCUAACUUUAUUAUGGCAGCAGGGCCAAGGGGGUUCCCUGAACACCCCACUUCUCCCGCCGUGGGAGAUGGAAACCUGGGCUCUGGGCUCUGCCCUGAGCUGGGAUCCUGUGUUCUUGGUGCUGUGCCCUGGGAGGCAGGAGCAAGUGGGAGGCA